Molecule: messenger RNA, 516 nt
Organism: Aspergillus pseudoviridinutans
Lineage: Eukaryota; Fungi; Ascomycota; Eurotiomycetes; Eurotiales; Aspergillaceae
Exons: 3
Coding region: 1-516 (171 amino acids)
Source: RefSeq, a predicted model, not a curated record
AUGAGCACCUCCUGUGGCCAGGAUAAGCUUGACGUGAGCGAUGGGGAGGUGGUGAUCAACCCUACGACAUAUUCAAGAUCCAAUGCCCGCAACUUUGCGGUAGUUAUGGAUCUCAUUGAGCAUCUCAUUCCGGCAAACGCAAUUCACGUUUUGUCUUGCUGCAUCCUUCCGAUCUAUCCCGAUCAGAAAAAGGCUUACGUCGAUGCAAUCUUUCGCGCAAACUCGACAUUGCUUGGGCCUCAAAACGCUACGCCUAUGCAGUUCACCGGACGACAAAAAACUCCUCCAGGACGCGAGACAGGCGUGGGAGGAGAUCAAAACCAGGCUGACCUGUCAGUGACAGAGCUAGGCCUUGUCUUUGGAGAUUUCCAAGCCACUGCAGGCCCAAAUACUGAUGUACGGGACGUUGGCCUGCUUUUUCUGCCGAGAUUGAACGUCCUCGGCGUGGGCGUGCUCAAAAAAUUUUGGACGGUCGAGCUUGAAAAGUACCUGGUCAAUGGAGGUGCCGCGGACUAG